Molecule: messenger RNA, 4288 nt
Organism: Cricetulus griseus (Chinese hamster)
Lineage: Eukaryota; Metazoa; Chordata; Mammalia; Rodentia; Cricetidae
Source: RefSeq, a predicted model, not a curated record
CCCUCUUCUGGCCUGCAGGCAUACAUGUAGGCAGAACACUUCAUAAUAAAUAAAUAAAUAAAUCUUAAAAAAAAAAAAAAUCUCAAAAACCAAAAGACAGAGACUGAGGCUAUGAUGAUGGCUUCAAGAGUGAGGACACUAUGACGCCUUUAAUCCCAGCACUUGGGAGGCAGAAGUAGGUGGAUCUCUUUUGAGUUCGAGAUCCCCCUGAUCUACAAGAGAUAGUUCCAGGACAGCCUCCAAAGCCUCAGAGAAACCCUGUCUUGAAAAACCAAGAGAGAGAGAGAGAGAGAGAAAGGACACUUGAUACCAAACCUGAUGACCUAAGGUUAAUCCCUGGGAUCCACAUGGUGGAAGAAAAUCAACUCCUCUAAUUUGUUUUCUUCCUCCAUACAUGUACACUUAAAUAGAUAAACAAGUAAAUGUGAAAAAAUUAAGAUCCUAUCUAGGCCUCAUUGUCCUAGAACUGCUGAGCUUCCUGUAUCAGCCUCUGAGCUACUGGAUUGGGGAGGAGGCAUGAGCCACCUCACCAAGCUUACCAUGAAUGUUGUUUUGCUUGAGAUGGGGUUUCUGUAUAUAGCCCUGGCUGGCCUGGAACUUGCUAUGUAGACCACAAUAGCCUUGAACUCACUGCAAUCCUCCUGGGUGCUGAAAUUAGAGGUAUAAACCACCAUGCCCAACUCACCAUAGACUCUCCUUAUCUCUCGAUCCCCACCCCCACCCCACCCCGUGUGUUUCAAGAGCACUGAGGACAGCAGGUCAUGCCUGCUAAGUACAGGCACACAUCAUUUAGGUAAUGAGAGCUUAGGUGUAGAUAUUUAUAAAGAGGCGGGUAAAUAACCAAAGAAUGUACAGGGGCUGGAAGUUGACACAGAAGGGCAGGUUCACACAUACAGAACAUAAAACACACAGGGUCAGGCUGACGGAAAAGAAACACCUCGUGAUACUUGGCCACCAUCGAGAGCCCAGCCGACAAGAGCGGCCCUAGAAGGCCAAAGCGUGUGGACUCCCACCUGCUCCUCGGCCAUGCUGGUUGUGGGCGUCCAGUGCACAAGCCUCACCCCUCACGCCCUAAACCCUACAGAAUUGGGUCGACCCUCACUCAGACUGGUGCUGCGGAACUUCAGUUUCCUUUUAAGCCAGCAUCAAUAAUCCUAGUUUUCCGGAAACUCAUGAGAUCACAGCGGGGUAAGGCGCUCAUUCGAUCGAUGCAUUAAAGUUAGCUCAGCAGCUAAGAACAUUUACUGCAGCCUGACAUGGCGGUGCACGCCGCUAAUCCCAGCACUUGGGAGGCAGAGGCAGACAGAUCUCUGUGAGUUCGAGGCCAGCCUGUUAUAGAGUGAGUUCCAGGACUACAUAGAAAGAAAGGGUCCUGGAGAGACAUAUCAGCUCCCUCCCCCAACUCGGCGACUGCGGUGAACCUCAAACGUCCCCAGCAAAAAGAAAGCACACAGGUUCGGUUCCCAGCUCCUACAUAACAGCUCUGGUGCCUGCCCAGCGAUCUGCCGCCCCAUUCUGACCUCCGCUGCUACUGCAAGCACGUGGUGCACAGGCAUGCAAGCAUUCUUGGAACACACACACACACUCGGGAGGCAGAAUGCAGUCGGAUCUUUAUGAGUUCCAGGGCAGUUGUAGCUAUACAAGACCCUGUUUCAAAAUACCAAAAAUUAGAAGGCCGGUGAGAUGGCUCAGCGGAUAAAGGACACGUCCUGAGUAUCCGGGCAGCUUCCCCUGAAAGAUGGGAGGAGGGAACAGACCCAGACACAGUACUUCGCCCUCUACACCUGCGAAUGCAGGAGAGUUUUGAGGCUCACUCCACGCAGACUCAUCCCGCAUAACGAUGCCGCAGCGUGGGCAUAGCAUAAGAAAAGGGAAACGUAGCCAGUGGAGCGACGUUGGGACUCUAAGAUGACCGCCCAGAGGACGACAGUAACAACCGCAGAAGUAACCGCGACAGCGCUGGGGGGGGGGGGAGUGCCAGAAAUGAAGGGGUGUGGUCUGCGAUGGAGGCUCCGCCCCGGAAGCCCAUUUGCUACGGCCAAGACGGUCGGCCCUCAUCCUUAUAUGGACAUCCGGAAGUAGUUCGCGGCGCCGCCCUACGUCACUACAUCCAAAUUUAGCCAGGGAAGUCGGCCUGCAGCAGUGGCGGGAAGUCUACGCUUUGGUGUGGCAGUGUCCCUUAAAGGGCAAGCACCACAAGUGAAAGGCAAUGUUAGAACGUUUUUACCCCUUUGCCCCGAGACUCAGGUUUUCCUUGGCGAGUGGCGCAGGUUGGAACCGACGUCUGUGUGUGUGUGUGUGUGUGUGUGUGUGUGUGUGUGUGUGUGUUUUUUCGCGUGCGCGCGCGCGUGGAAAUCGAACUCAGGUCGUCAGGCUUGUCGGCCAGUGAUUGUACCCCCUGAGCCUCCUCGAUGGCCCAGAUAUGUUUCUUGGUGCGGAGGCAGAGUGUCUGCGGGACUCCCACGGCGCUGGGCCCACGGCGUGAGCUCAGCAGUCGCUACGUGGAUACCGGCGGCUGUGGGGUAGCUCCCUCCAGGGUCAGCCAGCCUCGUCCGCGCCAGCUGUCCACCCGUGUCCAGAAGGACAGAGACAGGAGGGCUGGAGGCUUAAGGUGUCCUUUCGCCCCAGUGCAGUCAUUCGUUUGUUUAGUAAACAUUAGCCAGGUGAUUGCCUCAGGUGUCUCACUGUGCCUUCAGAGGAGUGAGGAUGGGGAAUCAGACACGGAAUAAAGAGAAAGCUAACAGCCCUGGCGUGUUUAGAAGUAGCAGCGUUCUUACUGUUCAGAAAACAUGAGUUAGCCGGCUGGUAGGCGCAAGGAACCGUGCCCUCGGGGAACGGACCCCUUCCCGGGUCUUCCCGCCGCAAAGGAAGAUUACCACCCACCACCCGUGGCUGGCCCGCCAGGGAGUCUGAGAACCCAGACCAACCCAGGGGCUCGAGGUGCAGCGCGGAAAGUUCUUCCUCGCCAGGAGCUAAGUACCUUCUUCAAGGCGUAAAUUCAUGUCUAUUGCUUUAAGGAGUCUCUGGCCACUGUGGAAAGCCCGGAUGAGGCCUUCUGAUUGGGCGUGGCGUCUCCGUGACGUCAUCCCGGCUCUAUUAAAAGAGCGCCGGCGCGCUUCUCCGGCCGGAAUUUGUAGCUCUGGACCUGCUGGUCUAAGUUUGUUGUCUGGGCAGCAGCCGCAGCCGCAGCCGCAGCGCCCGUCUGAAUCCGUUCCCGGCUCUCGUCAAGCAAGCAUGGAGGCGCAGAAGGAAGCGCAGCGCAUCAUGACCCUGUCGGUGUGGAAGAUGUACCACUCUCGCAUGCAGCGAGGUGGCUUGCGUCUCCACCGCAGUCUACAGCUGUCCCUCGUCUUGCGUAGCGCUCGGGAGCUCUACCUUUCAGCCAAGGUAGAGGCUCAGCAGCCCGAGUUCGCGCCAUCUGACAGCACUCUGCUGUGGGCCGCCCCCGCCGGCGCCCCCCGCCUGCGAGGCCACGCCAGCCUGCCGCCCGGCCGACAGCAUGCUCAGCGUGCUGGUGCGAGCCGUGGUGGCCUUCUGAGGAGUCCGAGCCGCGUCGCCGGAGCCGAAAACGCACACCCGUGGCCAGGGCCGGCUGGGGAAGGUCGGCGGGACCGGUGGAGAAGAGCCGCGGCCCGGGCUGCCAGAGGCCCGGGGAAGGACAGAGGAGCUGAGGGCUUGGGCGCCUGCCUUCUCCCACAGUGCGUCCACAGGUGCUGUUAAGGACUGUCCCCUCCCUGGCUGGGAGAAGGGACACCUGGAUCUUGAAUCUCAGGGUCGGACUUUCUUGGCCCGGCUGCCCGUGCAAGGCCGUUUCACUAGCGUACGCGCUUCGGGCCCUACAAGUGGCACGCUUGUGCAAGCGCUCGUGGUUGCGUCAUGGGGCAGACGCGGUGCUUCCUGCUGCCUUGCGUGGGUGUGGGGCCUGGGAGGAGGCCAGGGUGUGGACCCGCCCUGGGGACCGGGAAGUGAUUUGAGUCACCUCGCCCCCACAGGCUGCUGUGGUUGAACCGGCCCUCGGCUAAGAGCCCGGACUGGACCGGUCAGUGAGUGGAGCGUCUGGAGACCCCCGGAACCGUCAGCCUAGACGGAUCGCCUGGCGUGGGCCAAGGCGGGGAGGAAAGCUGGGUGGCUGGUCGCAUUUACUGUCGUAGACCCUGUCUCUUCGGGCAGGAAAGGAAUUCUUUUGCCAGCGUGUUUAUGAAGUCUGUUUACCUUUUCCCAUGGUGGGUUGUAUUAAACUCCCAUCUACUUGCUCAGCUAGGAAAAUAAAGACCUUCGGAGUAAAGAU